This is a messenger RNA of Mesocricetus auratus (golden hamster), 2187 nucleotides long. It is a transcript of the gene Pxdc1, whose product is annotated as PX domain containing 1. Gene Ontology annotation, molecular function: phosphatidylinositol binding. NCBI's taxonomy places the organism in Eukaryota, Metazoa, Chordata, Mammalia, Rodentia, Cricetidae. The transcript is spliced from 5 exons. Bases 583 to 1278 code for a protein of 231 amino acids. The record is from RefSeq and is a predicted model, not a curated record.
GUGCCAGCGUCCCGGCCCCGUGCGGAGGCGCCCGGGGACUCCAGUAACUUGCUGAUCCCACCCCCGCGCGAGCUGGGCAUAGUGCUCAACUCCCGGCUGGAGAAUCCGGAGGAUCCAUAGUGACAGUAGGGAAGAGUAGAAAGUCUCCUUGCUCGCUGGGAGAGCGCAGGGCCACUUCGCUCAACAGCCGGCAGACUGGGGAGGCAGCGCCGCGGGUGGAGCGCUCGGCCAGGACAGCCCGCGGCUGGUCAGCUGGAGACGGGAGGGAGGAGCCGCAGCGGGGACUCGACGUAGACGCCCUCGCCGCCCGGGAUGGGAAGUGCCUUAUAAAGCCGCGGCUUGCGCGGCGGGACAGACUCCUGGCGGCGCCGCCCCGAGCGCCGGGCGCUAGCAGCCGCUACAGAGUGUGCAGGGAAUCCGGGCACAUCCGCGGGGCACCGAGACUCUCAAUCGCCGUUGUGGGGUUCGGCCGCGUUGUAAGAAGGAUCCUUGAUCGCUCCUUCCCGGAACCACUCUGCCCAGGCGGACCCCGGCUGGGGGCCGAGGGCGCCCCCGGAGGCAGGGGCAUGCGCGGCCCGCGGCAUGGCCUCGGCGGUGUUUGAGGGCACGUCGCUCGUGAACAUGUUUGUGCGCGGCUGCUGGGUGAACGGGAUCCGCAGGCUCAUCGUCAGCCGGCGCGGCGACGAGGAGGAAUUCUUCGAGAUCCGCACCGAGUGGUCCGACCGCAGCGUGCUCUACCUGCACCGCAGCUUCGCAGACCUGGGUCGCCUGUGCAAGCGCCUCCGCGACGCCUUCCCCGAGGACCGGCCCGAGCUGGCGCGCGCGCCGCUGCGGCAAGGACUGCUUGCCAUCAAGGAAGCACACGACAUAGAGACCAGGCUCAAUGAGGUUGAGAAGCUGCUGGAGACUGUCAUCAGCAUGCCGUGUAAGUAUUCUAGGUCAGAGGUUGUACUCACCUUCUUUGAAAGAUCGCCUCUGGAUCAGGUGUUAAAGAAUGAUAAUGUCCAUAAAAUUCAACCCAGCUUUCAAAGUCCUGUCAAAAUAUCAGAAAUCAUGAGGUCCAAUGGAUUUUGUUUGGCAAACACAGAAACAAUAGUUAUUGACCACAGCAUACCCAACGGAAAAGACCUGCUCCUGGAUGCAGACUCCACUGAGCGUUUGUUUGAGAGUGGUGGUGAGUUCACCCCAGAUCUGGAGGACGGUGAUGACCCGGCAGCUUACGUCACCAACUUGUCCUAUUACCACCUGGUUCCAUUUGAGACAGACAUUUUGGACUGACACUCUCCAUCAGGCCUUCUCUGCCUCAGUCCUUGACUGCAUGUCCUCAUGUUGUCCACUGAGUGGCCUCAAGGGCCAAAGCUGCUGCUCAGCCCGGGCCUCCCAGGGUCCUGAGGUUCACCAGGCCUGGACAUCCUGAAAGCGGAGGCACAGAGCCUCUUGAUGUCCAUGGGCUGCGUCUGGGCUGACUCCAGCAACAGGAGGCCACGUGUCCUGCUGCUCUGCCUCUUCUCCUGGGAGGCACUGUUCCUGUGGGCCGCCCUUCCUCUUGUUCUUAUUGCCUACUUGAGGGGAGCAUUCCGCUUGGUCAUAUGCCCUGGCUCCCCAAUUCCCCUCGUGUGUCAAAGGCGUGAAGCAUUUCAAGAGGAUUUUUGAUAAGUCACCAAGGUGUGGACCACAAGGGCAGGGGAUACUGAGUGACUCAGGGCUUCCCUGAGAUGUGUGGCUUUACGUCUUCUCCCUGGAAAUGGGGUCUGGGGUCAGCUGGAAAGAGUGUUUACACAAUGUCAAGCCUAGAGACGAGUACUGGCUUCAGGGAGGGGAAAGCAUCCUCAGUGAUGUGCAUAUGAACCCAGUGAGAAAUUUUCCUCCCUCCUCUCUGCCAGCUCUGAGCUCUUCUUCCAGGCUGUGAUACUGUUUCCACCACCAAGGGUGCUUGAAGUUCCUCUCCCGGUGCACUCAGUGGCAUAAUUGCCAUCAUGAAUCAGAAGGGAAGGGAUGGGGAGGAAGGGACGCUUACAGCUUGGACCACAGGAAGGUCUGGGUCCUGCGAGCUCAUCUCUUCACUGUGUCUACUAAUGACCAACACUUGCUAAUGUAAAUAACAGUAAGUUAUUGAAAAUUCUAAUUCUUUUACACAGUCUGUUUUUAAUCUAUUUUAAUUAAAUAAAAUCUAUUGCUCUACUUUGA